GGUGAUUUUAACUUCCAUUGUUAAUUGAACAAUUAAGGUUCUCGUCCUUACCCCUUCUAUUAUUAUUAUUUGUCCUUAUACAUAAUCCUUACUCUAAAGGCAUUUCGAACGAUGCCAAUUAUUCUCGGUUAUUACGUGCUCCUAAUCUCUUGAAUAAUACGCUUACAUUCCAUUGCAAUUGAGAACGUUAAUUGCAUCUUUUCUGUUUAUGCAUAAUGGAAUCUGCCACCAAGAAAAAACUCCCAUUCAAGCGCACGGCUCGGCGCAAAUCGAUCGAAGUGCCCAAUGACGAUGGCCUUUCUCUUUUCAGUAGGUCUGGUGAUUUCUUUGAGGAACAUCAGAGAUUAUUGAACGAAAAAGCCGAAAAGGAGAAAGCUGAGAAGGAAAAGGCUGAGAAGGCUCGGGAGGCUAAGGAAGCAAAGGAGGCGAAAGCAAAACAUCAGCGCAAAGAGCGAUUAGUACGAGAGUCUGAAGUCGAACAUAUCGAUCUACUAGAUGAAAAGCCUAUCCGUGAACCAGGAUCUGCGAAGAAGCGACGACGCAUUUCGAUCGCCUGCAAAGACGAGGAUGAAGAUGCCCCCGAUCGUGAAUAUAAGCCUCCUAAAAAGCAAAGAUCGCCUUCUCUGCCACUCACACCCACUUCAAAACGUAGAAGUUCCUUUGCAAGCCCGCACGCAGGAGGUCGAUUCACACGCUCCCACGCACGUACCUCCUUGAUCUCGUUAAAAGACGAGGACGAUGAUCCCUUUGCACCGAAAUCUCCACUUGAGAGUCCCUCAAUUAAGCCUAAAAGUGUAAACAAACCCAUUAAACUAGAGUCAAAGCCAGAUAUAAUUGCUCUAGACGACGAUAGCGAUCCUCAAGAUGACACGGUAGAAGGGCCAAAGGAGGACGAGGACGAAGAUCCUUCGGAGUACUACAUUAGACUUGCGAGGGAACGAGCGCAAAAAGAAAAGGCGGAACGUGAAGCCAGAGAAAAACGAGGAGAUAGUGCAGCUUUUGAUGAAGAGGAUCCCAUCAUACAGAUUCUUAUCCAUUCACAUAUGCGUGGCAUCAACCCUCUGAUGUUUCGGCGUAGACUAUCUCAAAAGCUCAAUGUGGUUUAUCAGACUUGGAUUGAGCAGCAAAUAGUCAAGAGGAGCAAUGUGCCCCGCCUGGUUCUCGAGUCUAUGUUCUUCACGUGGAAAGGCAAUAAGGUGUAUCCACAUACGACGCUGAAGACAUUAGGCAUCAAACCGGAGAGAGACGGGGGGCUAUACCCAGAUUGGAAGCCGGACCAGGAAGGGUAUCAGGGACGGGAUAAAGUGUACUUUGAGGCAUGGACACAGCAGCUGUACGACGAAUACCUAGAAGAAAAAGAGAAGCAACGAUUGCAACACCUCAACGAAUUGGAGGGGGUAUAUGAGGGAAGUCAAGAACCAGAGCCUCCACAAACCUCGCAAGAUGAGAAGAAGAUUCGUGUCCACUUCAAGGCGAAGGACCGACCCCCUACGAAGGUGACGGUUCGCUCGAGCACUACGGCCGCUCAACUUGUAAAAGCAUAUCGGCGACUCGCGAGUAUUCCGGAAGAUAAGACCAUUGAGCUUCAUUGGGAUGGCGAGGUGCUGGAGGACGAAACGACCGUGGAGGAGGCAGAUAUUGAAGAUAUGGACUCGUUAGAAGUUCAUAUCAAGUAAGGGAUAUCAUCGAGCUUUUUUUUAGGGUAACAGGGGCCAGCGUUUGUAUUACAGGAAAAAUGUUAAGUCAUCACUAGGAGUAUGUCGGAAAAUGGAGGAAAAGAGGGAAAACAUGCCGGGUGAUCAAGGGACGAGUGUCAUCCAUAGAUGUGACGUCCCAU
Messenger RNA from Annulohypoxylon maeteangense, 1837 nucleotides. RefSeq lists its product as uncharacterized. NCBI's taxonomy places the organism in Eukaryota, Fungi, Ascomycota, Sordariomycetes, Xylariales, Hypoxylaceae. The transcript has a single exon. Bases 216 to 1676 code for a protein of 486 amino acids. The record is from RefSeq and is a predicted model, not a curated record. Gene Ontology annotation, molecular function: protein binding.